CCUACGCCUGGAAAACGUCCGGGGCAAGCGUCAUAACAAUUUAAAUACGAGGUUUACAGCAGGAUGGAUUCGGUUUGUGUCGAGUAUAAACUUCAGACCUUGGAUGCAGCGGCGCAGAACCUUCUAAAAGCAGCACUUAAAGAUCCUCGCGCAGUGGAUCUGGAGAAAGUGUCUAAUGCAGUAGUGGACCAGUCACUGAAAGACAGCUCUUUCUGCAAAGAGGCUGGGCGCAUAACUUACGCUUUGAUCGAGGAAGAAGCCAAGUAUGCCAACACCACUGUCUUCAGACGGAACCUGCUUACCCGACUGCAGCAGGAGUUCACCGCGAGAGAAGAUACACGGAAACGCUCCGUGUCACAGUGGGUGUGCUUCGUUAACUUCAUCUGUACCAUCUUUGACUACCUCAAGGUUAACAACCAACCCAUGGCUGCCCUGGUUCAUCCUGUAUAUGACUGUUUGUUCAGGCUGGUGAAGCCAGAUGCUCUUACCAGUGAGGAAGAGGUGGACUGUCUGGCGAUGCAGCUGCACCGCAUUGGGGAGCAGCUUGAGCGGGCGGAGGCGGGCCGCAUGGAUGAGCUGUUCUUCUCGCUGCGGGACGGCUUCCUGCUGCAGGAGGGCCUGAGUUCCAUGGCCCGCCUGCUCCUCCUGGAGGUGCUGGAGUUCCGGGCAGGUGGCUGGGCACUCAGUGACACAGCCCAGCGCUACUACUACAGUGAGGUGGCUAACUAGGUGGCUAACUAGGUGGCAGCCACUGACGCUAGUGAUACAGUGAGGUGGCUAACUAGGUGGCAGCCACUGACGCUAGUGAUACAAGAGUUAGAAGUAAGUUAAUCCACCUGAGGGUGCUGUGCAGAGUGAUAGGAGAACCAUUAAGAGACUUUCAGUGUGAGACGGUGGAGGCGUGUGAGACUUCCAGUGUGAGACGUGUGAGACUUCCAGUGUGAGACGAUGGAGACGUGUGAGACUUCGAGCGUAAAACGUGUGAGACGAUGGAGGCGUCUGAGACUUCCAGUGUGAGACGUGUGAGACUUCCAGCGUGAGACGAUGGAGGCGUGUGAGACUUCCAGUGUGAGACGGU
This is a messenger RNA of Clupea harengus (Atlantic herring), 1078 nucleotides long. RefSeq names its product MIF4G domain containing a (gene mif4gda). Gene Ontology annotation, molecular function: translation activator activity; protein binding; RNA binding. Gene Ontology annotation, biological process: regulation of translational initiation. Gene Ontology annotation, cellular component: cytosol. The record is from RefSeq and is a predicted model, not a curated record. Lineage: Eukaryota; Metazoa; Chordata; Actinopteri; Clupeiformes; Clupeidae.